This is a messenger RNA of Emiliania huxleyi CCMP1516, 294 nucleotides long. RefSeq lists its product as hypothetical. The annotation marks the transcript as partial. NCBI's taxonomy places the organism in Eukaryota, Haptophyta, Isochrysidales, Noelaerhabdaceae. The record is from RefSeq and is a predicted model, not a curated record. The transcript has a single exon.
ACGGCGGAGCUAUACGACGAGGACUGCACCUUCACGGACCCGACGCUCUCCUUCGCGGGUCUGAGCACCUUUGAGCGCAACCUCGCGAACCUCGACCCGUGGAUCGAGCGAUUUGUCCCGCCCACCGCUCGCUCGGUCGAGCUCAAGUCGCUGCGCCUUGUAGACGACGGUGCGGCGGUCGAGGCGGAGUGGCGGAUGCUGGGCGACCUCGCGCUGCCGUGGCGGCCGAGGCUCGACCUCGGCGGGCGCACGCGAUACACCCUCGGCGGCGAGGGUGGACGCAUCUCUUCCUAC